Molecule: messenger RNA, 3386 nt
Organism: Lactuca sativa (garden lettuce)
Lineage: Eukaryota; Viridiplantae; Streptophyta; Magnoliopsida; Asterales; Asteraceae
Gene: TIC110
Product: translocon at the inner envelope membrane of chloroplasts 110
Biological process (GO): protein import into chloroplast stroma
Cellular component (GO): TOC-TIC supercomplex I
Source: RefSeq, a predicted model, not a curated record
UCUUCUUCUCCGCCCUCUCCACACUAUCUCUUCCCUAUCCUUUUUCCCACCAUCUUCACUCACCUCCUCCCGUCGCCUCAACCCGCCGGAGCUUCACCGAAGGGGGGAAAGGGUAGUCUGAAAUCCACAACAUGAACCCUUCAAUUCUUCUAACACAACAAUCAUCUUCUCCUCACCCCACCAUCUUGUUCACUCCAUUUCUUAAUCAUAGACCUCUAAAAAUCACAACAAAGUUUCUUACCUUCAAUCAUCGUCGGCAUAGAUACAGCUGCCGCGCCCCUGCUGUCCGUUGCUCCGCAUCGUCAUCAUCAGUUGACCAACCAUCCACCACCACUCCGGUAAGCGAUGUGUUUGGAGGGAAGAAGGAGCUGUCGGCAUUCCAAUCACUUGUGGAUUCUAUGUCGCCGGCUGUUAGGUUAGCUAGCUCUGUCGUUGUAGUUGCAGGCGCCGUUGCUGCUGGGUAUGGACUGGGGUUACGUAUUGGUGGGACCCGGAAUGCUAGUUUGGGUGGGGCUGUUGUUUUGGGAGCUGCCGGCGCCGGUGCUGUAUACGCGUUGAAUUCUUCAGUGCCGGAGAUUGCUGCCUUGAGUUUGCACAAUUACGUGGCUGGUUCAGAUCCUGGUGCACUGAAGAAAGAAGAUAUUGAAAGCAUUGCUAGCAGAUAUGGUGUUAGCAAACAGAAUGAAGCUUUCAAUGCAGAGCUUUGUGACAUAUAUUGCCGAUAUGUUACUUCUGUACUUCCUUCUGGAGGUGAAGAUCUAAAGGGCAAUGAAGCUGAUAUUAUUAUAAAAUUCAAAAAUUCCUUGGGCAUUGAUGAUCCUGAUGCAGCUAGCAUGCAUAUGGAGAUUGGUAGGCGUAUCUUCAGGCAAAGGUUAGAAACCGGUGAUCGUGAAGCAGAUGCAGAACAGCGUCGGGCAUUUCAGAAGCUGAUUUAUGUUUCAACACUUGUAUUUGGAGAAGCUUCUGGAUUUCUUUUACCUUGGAAACGUGUGUUCAAAGUUACUGAAUCACAGGUUGAGGUUGCUAUACGUGACAAUGCACAACGCUUGUAUGCUUCCAAGCUAAAAUUAAUUACCCAAGAUGUUAAUGCGGAAGAUCUUAUUAGUCUGAGAGAUGCACAACUACAGUGUCGGCUUUCAGAUGAGCUAGCUGAAGAUAUGUUUAGGGAACGUAGUAGAAAGCUUGUUGAAGCAAACAUUACAACAAGUGUGAAUGUACUCAAGUCCAGGACAAGAACAGCAAGGGAUGCCAAGCUCAUUGUUGAUGAACUUGAUAAGAUUUUGGCAUUCAAUAACUCACUUGUCUCAUUAAAGAAUCACUCCGAUGCUAACCGUUUUGCUCGUGGGGUGGGCCCAAUUUCUUUAAUAGGUGGUGAGUAUGAUGGUGAUAGAAAAAUGGACGAUCUAAAACUCCUCUACAGAGCAUACAUUGCUGAUUCUCUAUCAACCGGUCGUAUGGAAAACACCAAGCUUGUUGCAUUGGGGCAAUUGAGGAAUAUAUUUGGUUUGGGUAAAAAGGAAGCGGAAUCAAUUGCAAUAGAUGUUACCUCAAAAGUAUACCGUAAACGCCUUGCGGAAUCUGUAACCGGGGGUGCUUUGGAAGCUGCAGAGAGUAAAGCAGCAUUCCUUCAAAAUCUUUGUGAGGAAUUGCACUUUGAUACUGAAAAAGCCAUUGAGAUCCAUGAACAAAUAUACCGUCAAAAUCUUCAACAAUCUGUGAAGGAUGGAGAGCUUAGUGAUGCUGAGGUUAAAUCACUCGAGAGGUUGCAAGUUAUGCUUUGUAUUCCUAAACAAACGGUUGAAAAGAUCCACGAAGAAAUAUGUGGCACUUUAUUUGAAAAGGUUGUUAAGGAGGCUAUAGCUGCAGGGGUUGACGGGUAUGAUGCUGAUGUGAAACAGGCUGUUAGAAAGGCUGCAUAUGGUUUACGGUUAACCAGGGAUGUGGCCAUGUCUAUUGCUGGCAAAGCAGUUCGGAAAAUUUUCGUAAGUUACAUACAAAGAUCACGAGCAGCAGGUGGUCGAACAGAGGCUGCAAGAGAACUCAAGAAAAUGAUAGCUUUUAACAAUUUGGUUGUAACCGAACUUGUGUCAGAUAUCAAAGGAGAAUCACCCGAAAGCACCACAGAAGGAGAAGAAGAGACAGUUAUGGCAGAAUUUAAACCCGUAGAUGAAACAGAAGAUGAAGAAUGGGAGCCAUUACAGACCCUCCGAAAAGUCAAAUCUAACAAAGUCAACAUGGGAAAAGCGGGUCAAACCGAAAUAACCCUCAAAGACGACCUGCCCGACCGUGACCGAACCGACCUCUACAAGACUUAUUUACUCUAUUGUCUGACCGGAGAAGUGACCCGGGUCCCGUUCGGUGCCCAAAUCACUACAAAAAAAGACGAUUCCGAAUAUGUAUUUUUGAAACAGUUGGGCGGGAUUCUCGGGCUGACCGAUAAAGAGAUUGUGGAAGUGCAUAGAAGCUUAGCGGAGCAGGCGUUCGGGCAGCAAGCAGAGGUGAUAUUAGCAGAUGGGCAGCUGACCAAAGCGCGUGUCGCGCAGCUAAAUGAGUUACAGAAACAAGUGGGAUUGCCUAGUGAAUAUGCUCAGAAGAUUAUUAAGAAUAUCACGAGCACGAAAAUGGCGGCUGCACUUGAAACUGCUGUGGGCCAGGGGCGGCUUAGCAUACGGGAGAUACGGGAACUGAAAGGGUCGGGGAUUGAGUUGGAUGUGAUGGUGUCGUUGAAUUUAAGACAGAAUCUUUUCAAAAAGACUGUAGAUGAUAUAUUUUCUUCGGGGACUGGAGAGUUUGAUGAAGUGGAAGUUUACGAGAAGAUUCCGGAAGAUCUUGGAAUUAAUGUUGAGAAAGCCCGUGGUGUUGUUCAUGAACUUGCACGGACCCGGUUGUCGAAUUCUUUGGUCCAGGCUGUUUCGUUGCUUCGACAGAGGAACAGCUCAGGGGUGGUUUCUUCUCUGAAUGACUUGUUAGCAUGUGACAAGGCAGUGCCAGCAUCACCAUUAUCAUGGGAGGUGACUGAAGAGUUGGCGGAUCUGUUUCUGAUAUAUCUCAAGAGUGAUCCGGCACCCGAAAAACUGUCGCGUUUACAGUAUUUGUUGAACAUUGAUGAUGCAACAGCAGAAGCGUUGCAAGGAAUGAAGGAUCGAGCACCACCAAGUGAAGGUGGCGGAGGAACCAGUGAAGAGGAGUUUGUUUUCUGAGAGUGUUUUGUGACGGUUUUGUGAGUGAUAGGAUAGGUGAGGGGGCUAUGAGUCUCGAGUAUUAUCCUGUUGAGUAUUUGUUUGUUUAAUGUCUGUCACAAUAUAGAUGUGUAGAUUAUGAAACUGGUUUCCAGUGUUCAGUGAUCUUAAUUAAUAAAAACGUCACUCGUAAUUGGCUUCUAUUCA